AUGGUGAGAUUCAGAGAUGCCUCGAAUGUCAUGCUGGACAAGACCUGGGGUCGACCGGAAAGAUUAUACCUCCUCAAGAUGUUCUAUGAAGAUUCCGAGACUGUAACAGCCGCAUGUGGAGUCGAUUUCUUUGAAAAGUAUGACGCCACUGCAUUGAAUACCACCUGUUGGUACUGCUCAAACAUCUUUCAACGGUCCAAGAUUCUUAAUGGGCCCAACGCGAUCACAGGGCCUUGGAAAGACCCUACGCAAGAGCUGGAGGAACAGUUGAUAAAAAGUCCACUGAAUAUGGCCAUUGAGUCAGUUGUGAAGAAAUUCAGUGAAGAUCCUUCUCCUGUUCAAAGCGGUGAUGUUGAAGACCCGGGAGAACCCUCGACUUCUGCCGCUGUAGAGCAAGAAGAAGAGCUUAUACAGGUCGAAGACUGGCUCCUUCAUUCGGAUUUGGAGAGUCUCAUGCUGUCGGCCGAAUCGAGAUGCCACUUUUGUACUCAAAUAAGCCUCUUGCUACAGCGGUCCGAUGUGCAAUCAUGGAACGGAGACAAUACGAAUAAAGAAUACCGGCUUCGAAUCGCAAAGAUACCUAAAGGAAACCUCAAGAUAUCUCUUUAUCGUGGCCCAUAUUGCACAGAUCCAUCUCCCAUUCCACAAUCGGCCAAAGUAUUACGCUGUCGGUCCGUCAUGGGCAGGCUUGAAGAACUAGGAGAUGAAGAGCCCGACUUAGCUCAUUGUUGCCUCAGCACCUCAUCCAUUGCUCAUGUUGCUCUGGCCAAUAACUGGCUGAACGAUUGUCGCCAGAGGCACAGGAACUGCGUCAGUAAGAACACUGACAAAAAGCCGUCGCGUCUGAUUUUUGUUGGCGGAGAUGGCGACAAGGUGAGCCUGUGGUUGAAUAGCGGUCAACCUAUGAAUUUUGAAUAUUGCGCUCUCAGUCACUGCUGGGGAGGCGUGACAGAUAUCCUAACCUUGCGCUCCACCACUAUGCAAGCUCUGGAGCAGGGUGUAUCCACAGCGGAUCUUCCCACAACAUUCAGGGAUGCGGUCACAAUUACUCGAAACUUGGGGUUCGCGUAUAUCUGGAUCGACUCGCUGUGCAUUAUUCAGGACUCUGAAGAAGAUUGGAUCAAGGAAGCAGAGGCAAUGUGCGACGUGUAUGAGAGUGCCGUUGUCACAAUCGCUGCAGCUGGAGCCAAAAACUCACACAGCGGUUGUUUUAUCAAACGUGAUCCACUACGGUACCUCCCAUGCCGAAUAGUCGCCAACGAGUUCGGGUGCGUGUAUGCCGACUAUGAGGAGGCCAAUUUUGGAUUCGCAGAGGUGACACGAGACUGCGCACAUGAGUACCGGGGUUGGGUGUUUCAGGAGAAAGUAUUGUCGAGAAGAGUGCUUUACUUCGGCCAGCGAGGCAUGUACUGGAGCUGCAGCCAAGGUCAAGCCACAGAGUUGAAUCCCAAGGGAUGGGCUUGGCAUCGUGAUAGGGAGGAUCCGCAAGGAGCCGCUGUUGCAAGGAUCUUCCAAUUCGAAGGUGAAUCCAUUGGGUUUGGGUGUCAACGUUCGGAAGACCGACAGGAGCACGUCAACCUCAAAGGGCUCCUAGAAUCUUUCAAUGAGCGCCCACGCACCGAAUUUGAGAUGAUUUUUCCGUCCAGAUGGUGCUCAAUGGUCCAUCACUACUCUCGCUUAGAUCUCACAAAGUCCGAGGAUAAGCUUCCCGCUCUUUCUGGAAUUGUACAAAGGAUUCAGCGGCACACAGGUUUUGAGUACCAUGCAGGCCUUUGGCGCGAGUGCCUUCCCGCAGGUCUACUCUGGUAUGUUCUGGGAGGUCAAAAACAGCGACUUACUUCCUACCGCGCACCUACUUGGUCGUGGGCCGCUGCCGAUGGAACCAUUGGUGAUUUCUUGGAUUCCGUCUUCUCUCCAACUCGAAGACAGAAGAGAUGCACAGAUGUAGUUAUGAGAGUUGUUGAAUUCAACACCAUUGAGACAAAAACCCAUCCUCUGGAUAAGAGUGGCACGGGCCGGGUGUUUGAUGGCACUCUGAAGAUAACUGGUCGUAUCAGGAAGGUUGAGUGUUUCAAAGAUAUGGAAGGGUCUGAUGCCAAACUGGGAAGAUGUCACAUCCUCACCUACGAGCAGGAAUGUGUCGGGACAUUCAUGCCAGAUAUAUCCUUCACCGAACGGCCUUCGGACGUGUACCUCGUGCCGUGCAUCAUUGUGUAUGGAAAAGAUCCAGAUGGAAAGCCAUUGUGUUUUGCGAACACUCUGUAUAAGAUCGUUAUAGGUGGUCUUGCUCUGGUGCCGAAGGACGAGCAUUUCGAAAGAAUCGGCAUCUUUGUGUCUCCGAAUGAGGCUGAAGACCCACCUGCAUUGGCCUGGCUCAGAAAUUGUGAGCGCAAGAGCAUAACGAUUAAAUGA
Messenger RNA from Endocarpon pusillum Z07020, 2412 nucleotides. RefSeq lists its product as uncharacterized. Bases 1 to 2412 code for a protein of 803 amino acids. NCBI's taxonomy places the organism in Eukaryota, Fungi, Ascomycota, Eurotiomycetes, Verrucariales, Verrucariaceae. The record is from RefSeq and is a predicted model, not a curated record. The transcript has 2 exons.